AUGCACGCGACUCCUACUACGGUCCCAGUCAUGAUCAAAGAAGGGUCACUGUUUAAAAAGGGGGCAGGGGGUGGCCUCCUCCAUCGAAGCAACUGGAAACGCCGGUAUUUCAAGCUCACGGACAACGAACUUUUGUACUUCGAUCCAACCGACGGCCAUCUUAAGGGCGCUCUCAACCUGUCUGCGUGUGGCCAUGGCUCGUUGGAAAUCCAACCAGAGGACUGCACCAAGACUGGCACUUCUGCCUCGUCAGGUGUGUGGAGGUUCGCCCUCCGCACCCCCAGUCGAAGGCUCGUCCUAGCGGCCAAGACGGAGGAUGACAUGACAGCGUGGAUCCAGGCAUUACAGGUUGUGUUGGACGCCAACGAAGUCAAGUCCACACACAUUCAACAACGAAUGCCAAGCACAUUAUGAUACUAAUACAACCACAUGGAUUACUGUACACAGGUGAGGUGAUUCUCAACAUUUCAUUCCCACACACAAAAUCGGCCGUUCACCAGAAAUAAUGCGGUAUCCUAAGGAAGAGUACACUGUAAUGAAGAAG
Messenger RNA from Aphanomyces astaci, 544 nucleotides. RefSeq lists its product as hypothetical. The record is from RefSeq and is a predicted model, not a curated record. The transcript has a single exon. Lineage: Eukaryota; Oomycota; Saprolegniomycetes; Saprolegniales; Verrucalvaceae. Bases 1 to 414 code for a protein of 137 amino acids.